AUGGCUGAACUCGCCACGCAAGAGGUGAAACUCUUCGGUAAAUGGUCGUUCGACGACGUCGAGGUACGUUUUAGCGAAAUUCGUGCAUAUCUUUGUUCUCGCAUCAACGACAUCUCUUUAGAAGAUUACAUCGCGGUGAAACCAAAAUAUGCCACCUUCGUCCCGCACUCUGCCGGUCGAUACGCGGCGAAACGAUUUCGAAAAGCCCAGUGCCCGAUUGUGGAACGCAUCGUGAACUCGCUGAUGAUGCACGGACGCAACAACGGUAAGAAAUUAAUGGCGGCGAGAAUUGUCAGACACGCGAUGGAUAUCAUCUUCUUAUUAACGGACCAAAAUCCAUUACAAGUGGUUGUCGAUGCCAUCAUCAACGCUGGACCGAGAGAAGACGCCACGCGCGUCGGCUCCGCCGGCGUCGUUCGAAGACAAGCGGUGGACAUCUCCCCGUUGAGAAGAGUCAACGACGCCAUUUACUUGUUGACGACGGGCGCGAGAGAAGCCGCGUUCAGAAACGUCAAGACGAUGGCGGAAUGCUUAGCGGAUGAAUUGGUGAACGCCGCGAAAGGGAGCUCGAACUCGUACGCGAUUAAGAAGAAGGACGAGUUGGAAAGAGUCGCCAAGGCCAACAGAUAA
Molecule: messenger RNA, 630 nt
Organism: Bathycoccus prasinos
Lineage: Eukaryota; Viridiplantae; Chlorophyta; Mamiellophyceae; Mamiellales; Bathycoccaceae
Product: 40S ribosomal protein S5
Exons: 2
Coding region: 1-630 (209 amino acids)
Biological process (GO): ribosomal small subunit assembly; translation
Cellular component (GO): cytosolic small ribosomal subunit; ribosome
Molecular function (GO): structural constituent of ribosome; rRNA binding; mRNA binding
Source: RefSeq, a predicted model, not a curated record